CGUUCCUGUGAUUAGCUUGGUGUUGCAAUCAAUACCUGUCUUGGGCUGCAGGUUCGCGUCGGUGCUCGUUCAAGGUAGUGACUACAGUUCUCUCAAGACCGGGCCACUAGUAGUGCCUUUGUUCCUCGUCCAAUCAGAAACCGCAAAACUCUGAAGCCGGCCGGGCGACGGAGUGCCUGGCAAUCAGUCAAGUCACUGCAGUGAUAUCUUCAAUUUCCCCGGCCUUUGUCGGUGGUGGUUCCUUUCCCUCUACAUCUACCCAUUCCUUCUCACCAUGUCAUCCCACGACACUCAGUUUUCUCGAUUGAAGAGGAGGAAGCUGGACAGUGCCCCGGAAGGCGAGGAAAUUCCUGCGGUUGUCACCUCGCACACUCAGCUGCGGACUGCAUUAACCUUUCAGCAGAACCCUGCUGAAUCUAAGCAAGGGUUACGAAAAUUUAAAGAUUUUCUCAGUUCUAUCGUGCAGGCAGAAAGCGACGGCGAGAAGGCCAAAAAAUUCCGCAUUCUCAAAGCUUAUUGCGAUUCGCAGUGCUCUCGACUUAACGAGAAUGAGGCGGUUUGCUUCACUGACCUGGUUCAGACCUGGAACUUUGCUGACAGCAACAACAACGAGUCUUUACUGACCACGGUUCCCGCUGUGCUCGCUCAAUUCUUCAAGACUGUCUCCACCAAUCUGGACUUUCGGGACUUUGGCUUGGCAUUAUGCAAGUAUCUCCUACAGAAAGAGCAGCUGAAGCUGUUCAACCGCGGCUUGACUGCGGUUAAAUCAAAAGAGCAUCUUAUCUCCCCUUGCCUCCGUCUUCUGACGGAGAUGGUCACCUUUGACGGGGGUGCUGUUGCACGCCAGGUAUACCAGGCGCGCCACGUGACGUUCAAGCGCGUGGAGUUCUUCCUGACCCCAAACAAGGCUCAGUUGGAGGAGAUGGCUGAGGAAGGAAAUAAGUCUACGCUGCGGAGGAACGCUCAGAAAUACGUCCUGGCAAAUCUGAAGUUCCAGCACGCCAACGCCAAAAGUGAUAUUAUCGAGCAGCAUAAGGUGAUCAGAGCAUUCCUCGAAUAUGUCAGGAAAGACCCUCGCGAUAUCGUUCUCGAAAUCCUACAGUGUAUUGACCGAGAUGUCAUUCGCGAUGCUUCCAUCACUCGCAAUGCGAAAACGAAGUUCUUCAGCCGGUGGAACCUUGAGCGACUGGUAACCUUGUACGGAUAUGAUCGCGAGUCAGAGGAGCCCAACCCCAGCGGCAUUUCGACUGCAAACGAGGCCCACAAGAUUCUGAUGAAUGUUUGCACGAAUCCUGACCUUGGUGUGCUUCUUCCGGACAACGGCUGGUAUCCCACCGGCAGCGACCCGGAAACUUUGCCGACGGACGACGAUACACUGAUUGACCUGGGCCUGGACUCAGCAGUUUAUCUUGACAAGUACAACAAGACUGUGCCUGUUCGUAACGGGACAUUGUCCUAUCUGGCUCAAGCUCUCCGCCCAGAUGCAGAUAGUCUUCAGAUUGAACUUCUUGUUGCCAUCUUCAAAGCGGCACCAGAGCUUGUAGCGGAUUAUUUUACAAAGAAGACCAUGUUCACCGCGGACCCGAAACCUACUGCAUCCUGGAUGGCAGAGUCUGCCCUCUUAUUCUCCACUGUCCAGCUUCCAGUUCCUUUGAACUGUGGUUACAAGGACAAAUUGCCCACAAUGCCACCGCCAGUGUCAGUGGUCAUUGAGAAUGUCCUGCCUCGCCCUCUGUCACAGAAGAUCCUUAGUCGCUGCCUGAACAUGAACACAGAGAUUGUCACGCUGUUUGCCGUGAGAAUCCUUACGAUCGCCUUCAACAAGCUGCGAGCCGUUCUGAAGAUCUUCAACUCGGAUCACGGCGUUAGCCAGUCGCUGUGGACUCAAGCGGCCGACAAACUGAUUGCUGAGUUCUGUAGGAGAUGUCCAGCUGUCAAGGAGGUUAUUGUGCUAUUCAAGAGAACUCCCAAAGAUGAUUUACAGCAACAAGAUGCGGUCUCGGAACUCCUUGUGUGCUACUAUGAGGUUGUUCCAGAUGCUGCGUUGGAAGAGGGAUUUGAUGUUGCUUUAGUAAUGGUUGAUAUCCUCAAGAAACUAGAUGAGCAGAAUAUUGACGCAGACGACUCCGAACUUUUGCUAAGUCAACUGCAAAACCUGCUCAGAAUUACCCAGCAGUCUUCGUCGAUGCGUUGGUGGCAGCAGCCAGCAACUAUGCAAUAUUCGGCCUUCACCUCUAUCUUGAAAGUUCUGGUGCAGGCCCCAUCACGGGAAUCCUUGAGUGAGAUCAAUAACCUGCUUCGAAAGGUACUCAACGAGUACUCCAUUAUCCAAGACAUCUCUGUCUUCCCUUCGAUAUUAUCUAGCUUCGAGACCACCGAUUCGGACAAGCUUCAGCACCAGUUGUCCUUCUUCGAUAAUUGUGUCUGUCGUAUCGCCAAGAAGCCCGUCCAUUAUCAAGACCUGCUUGAAGCCUCAUUCCAAAAAGCUUCCAGGCCGGUGAGUCUCAUUAUCGCUGCUAUCCUUGAACAGUGGCCGUUCGUGGUCCAAACUGGCGAUAAAACUACGGAGCUCGCCGUCAGCGCUUUGAUUGCGAAGCUGCUCGGGAGUCUCAAACACGCUGGGGAAGACUCCAAAGCCUUGAAAGCUGCUCGGGAUACAUUAAUGGAUGGCACUGAGAACAAGAAAUCCAAGUCAAUCUUGAAAAAGGCGUGGAAAGAGAGUGAAGUGCCGGAGGACGACUUGGUCGAUGAACUCCGUGCCUCUAAACCAGGAAACUCGUCCACUGAACUGAUUGGACAAUCAGAGGUGGACUUAGAUGAGAUUUUCGGUACUUUGCCCGCGGAGGGCACAACCCAUAAUGAAUUGUACCGAUGGGAGAAGGAUGAAAUCGACGUGGCAAUCGAGCAGGGUCGGAUUGCUGAUUUGAUGCUCUGUCUGUGCUCAGCGCACGAAGAGGUCCGCAGGCAGGCAUUUGCGAAUGUGAAUCGCUUCAUGGCGAAGCUUAAGGACUCGAAAUACGUUGAAUGGCGGUCCGUUUAUAUCCUUACGGGUGAGCUGCUCGAGACAGUCAAGGAGCUCGGUCUUGAGUCUCCUGUACCGUGGAUCGUUGGGGAAUGUGCCUCCAGCUGCCUCGAUGUCCUGACUAACCCAAUGCACAAACUGUAUGGCAAGGUCAACAAAUUCUUGCAGAAAGCUCCUUCUUGGGAGUUAGAGAAGAUCCCGUCUUUCUGGAUUGAUAAGAUCUUGCUGCAUGAACCUGAGCUUGAUGAUGGGUACUUUGAAGAGACCGGAUGGUUAUUUGAUUUGCUCAUCAAAGGUCUUCGCACUGAAGUGGACAUGGAUAUCUAUCGCCGCGCCAACGUCUUUGAACGGUCCCUCUCCUACUAUGAAGCACCCAGCGCAUCCCACUCGGUCAAGAGAAAGAUUCUGCAACUCCUGUAUCGCACGACUCAAGUGCAUGGUAGUACGACGUUGAUUACGAGAGCAGGCAUUAUGAGCUGGAUCCAGAGUCAGAUCCCAGCCGUGACGGCUAAAGAGACGCCUACGUUCACGGCGAUUGCUCACUCCCUGCAGCGGACCUCUGACAGCGAUCGGGUCGAAAAAUGGAGUGGAGGAGCCGUGCUGCGAACGGUUGAGAAGAUUGCGGGCUAAAGGGCUACCCGUUGGAAUUAUCAUACUAGUUGUAUAUGCUCGAUAGACAUGUGUUGGAAUCCAAUUGGCGCUCGGUUGUGGUGGUAUACUAGUGCAACAUGGAGAUACUCGUAAGCUCAACGCCGUUUGGUCUGACCUGGGCCAGAUU
Messenger RNA from Aspergillus saccharolyticus JOP 1030-1, 3800 nucleotides. RefSeq names its product NPA1/URB1 family protein. The record is from RefSeq and is a predicted model, not a curated record. Bases 275 to 3652 code for a protein of 1125 amino acids. Gene Ontology annotation, cellular component: nucleolus. The transcript has 5 exons. NCBI's taxonomy places the organism in Eukaryota, Fungi, Ascomycota, Eurotiomycetes, Eurotiales, Aspergillaceae. Gene Ontology annotation, biological process: maturation of 5.8S rRNA from tricistronic rRNA transcript (SSU-rRNA, 5.8S rRNA, LSU-rRNA); maturation of LSU-rRNA from tricistronic rRNA transcript (SSU-rRNA, 5.8S rRNA, LSU-rRNA).